Molecule: messenger RNA, 10402 nt
Organism: Diceros bicornis minor
Lineage: Eukaryota; Metazoa; Chordata; Mammalia; Perissodactyla; Rhinocerotidae
Product: chondroitin sulfate proteoglycan 4-like
Exons: 10
Coding region: 1-7161 (2386 amino acids)
Source: RefSeq, a predicted model, not a curated record
AUGGAGACUAAUGUUUGGGGAGUGAAUGAAAAACGAGAGUCUGCAUCUUUUUAUGGUGAAAGCUAUGUAGAGCUUAACAUCGUAGAAGUUUUCUCUGAAUUAUCUCUUCAGUUAAAAUUUCAAACCAGCAAGCCACAAGGAUUACUUUUUCUUGCAGCUGGGAAAAAUGACUACUGUAUAAUAGAACUUCUAUCAGGAAACUUACGGGUGAGAGUGAAUUUGGGUGCAGAUGAACAGGUGCUCCUUUCUGAGCAAAGACUUCGUAUGGAUGACUUGGUUUGGCAUAUAGUGGAACUGCACUGUGUUAAGGAUAAUCUCUCUUUGGUUAUUGAUAAACGUUAUGAGACAACUGGCCAAAUCACUGGUGGGAUGCACAAUUUUCACUUUCAACAUGGAAUCUACGUAGCAGGCCACAGUGAACUUGAUGUCCCUUACCUAGAUGGAGAGCUCCCCAAUUUCCGUGGAUGUAUGGAGGAUGUGGUAUUUAACCAGAGGGAGAUCCUUACGUCCCUUAGAUCUUACCCUGGUUUUAAGAAAGUUUAUGAGGUGUCACUAGGGUGCAGUGAUGAAUUUUUUGCAGGGGAGGAUGAAGCCAUCAAUUUCUUUAGCUCCAGAUCCUAUGUCACCUUCCCAGAAUGGAGGGUGCAAGGGGAAGGGCUACUGGAAUUUGCUUUGCAGACUGGUAGUCAGCAAGCCUUGCUUUUAUUUCAGUCAGGUAGAGAAGGAGAUUUUGUUGCUUUGGAAAUAGUUAAAGGUCUGUUGAAGGCUCAUGUAGGAAGGAGUAAAAGUAAUACUCAGCUCUCUUCUUUUAGCUUAGUUAGUGACAACAAGUGGCACAUUAUUCAACUCAAAUUCACUGGAAACUAUCUGGACCUGAUGGUAGAUGGACAAGGGGUGAGGACGUUGCUGCCUUUGCAAAGCAAAUCAUUUGUAUCUGAAGGCCCCCUCUUCGUGGGAGGUCUUCAUAACCGGAAGGGAGAAGAAGUUAAGAGGUUAGAACUUGUCUCUGUGCCUAGGAAAUCUGCUGGAGGAAUCUCUUUCAAAGGGUGCUUAAGAGGCUUGGAAACCAAUUCGGAAAAGAGAGCAUUAAAGGAUGCCCUUGUUUCCAAAGACAUAUCUGCUGGGUGUAAAAUGAAGAGUAAUGGUAAUGAAAAUCCUUCCAUAACAACAACAGCAAACCUGGUUCAGUCAGAAGUUCCCCUGUCCACUGCUGUCCCUGAGGCAGGCAAGCCUUUGUUUCAAGAUGCAAGUAGCCGUUUCUUGGUUCUAAAUAACUUGGAGGUUCAAGAAGGUGGGCAAGCCUUAUUAGAACAAAGGCAUAUGAAGGUGGAUGUGGAAUUUAAGGAUUUGGGUAUCCAUCAUUCUCAAAUACUAUUUAAAAUAAAGGAAAUGCCUCUUCAUGGGUUCCUUCGAUUAGAUGUUUCCCCUGAGCAAGAAAAGGAGAAGGCUUUUACUGUGUUAGAUUUGGGGCAAGGAAAAGUUUGGUAUGUCCAUGACGGUUCAGAAGAACCUAGGGAUUAUUUCACAUUUUCGGUCUCUUUCAACAGCAAGAAGGAAAUGCCGUUAUAUCUGCAAGGACAUGUUCCACGUGUGUUUAACAUUAUUGUCAUUCCAGUAAAUGAUCCCCCGUACCUUAAGCUCCCUGAGGGAAACUUGCUUCUCCUAUUUGAGAACUGUAAGAAAAGACUGACUCCAAAUAUAAUACACGUGUCAGACCCUGACACGGAUUCCUUGAGUCUUAGUAUUUCAGUUCUUGCCAACUUCAAUUCUGGUGCUGGGUUUUUAGAAAACACCAACGAUCCUGGGAGAGCCAUUAAUGGUUUCACACAUGGGGAUUUAAGAGAUGGCAACAUUUUCUAUGUGCACAGGGGCCAUCGGAACUCUCGGAUCUUUCUGAGAGCAAGUGAUGGAGAGCUGGUUAGCAAUACAGUGGUGUUACGGGUCAUGGCUGUUCCUUGGGACUUUAAAGUGGCCAACAGGACCGGUGUGGUGGUACAGCAGGGUGGCAUCGUUCUGAUUACACAGAGUAACUUGUCAGUGGAGGUUAAUGGUGAACGCCAUGAGAUAGAAACCUGCUAUAAUGUCACUCGUCCACCUCAGUUUGGCCAGAUUCAGUGGCAGGGAUCAGGUGGUGAAUGGGAACAAGUUAGUUCCUUUUCUCAGCAUUCCAUUGAUCGGGGUCAGGUCCGGUACCAUAAUACAUUCAAAGAAUUGCAGCUAGAAAAUGUAAUGGAUCACUUUAAAUUUAAAGUUAACAUAGAAGGGAAAAUCAGUGAAGAGCUGAUGUUUCCUGUUACUGUACAAUGGCUAAAGUUUACACUUCUGAAAAAUGUUCCUCUCGAGAUCAGUAAAAUGAACAGACAAGUAUUGACUUCUGAUCAUUUGCAGGCUGUGACAGAGGGUGUGGAAGUAGCUGAGAGGGAAUUACAUUUUAAGUUACUGACCCCCCCUAAGAAAGGAAAAUUGCUACAUGGCAAUAAAAUUCUAAAAACAAACUCAGUCUUCAGCCAACAAAACAUUACAGACUCUAAGAUAAGUUAUGAACCACGGGAGAGGCCCAGGGAAGACACACAAGAUACAUUUAGGUUCUUGAUUGUUGCAAAACACAUAGAAUCAAAAGAUUAUACUUUCCGAAUAAACUUUAAAGCAUAUAACAUGCACAUUAUUGUAACGAACAGAGGAUUAUUUGUAAAAGAAGGAGAAGGGAAAUUAAUUACAAAGUCGGAAUUAUUUGCUCAAACCUUGGACAAUCAGACCUUCCAAUACAAAAUCACCAAGAGUCCUCAACAUGGGAAGCUGAAACUGAUUGGCUUUCCAGAUUCUCUGGGAAGUCAUGACAAUAUCACCACAUUUACUAAUCAAGACAUAGUGGGUGAGCGGCUGCUGUAUGUCCACGAUGACUCGGAGACUCACCGUGAUGAAUUCCUCGUUGUGGCCUCCAGCACGGGACCAGGCCAAGAGGGAAUGAUGAGGGAUCUUGACACAGAGCGUUUGUCUACAGAAAUCAAAGUCACCAUUUCUGUCGAGUUAAAGAAUGAUGAGAAACCAGUGCGCGUGGUAGAUAAGGUCUUCCACGUUGUGCGGAAUGGCCAGCGCUUAUUGACCCUGGCAGAUCUCUGUUACCAUGACCCUGAUUCCGAUUUUGAUGAUGGGCAAUUGCUCUACACCCGGCGGGGCAUCCCAAAUGGGGACUUGGUGCGAGCUGGUGACCCCACUCAGAAACUCUACCAGUUCAGGCAAGACGACCUACAGGAAGGGCAUGUGCUCUUCAGGCACCGGGGUGCAGACUUGGCCCGCUUUGUGCUGUUUGUGACAGACGGCGUCCACUACACGUCCUCCCUUCUUGAGGUCAGUGUGUCAGACCCCUACGUCCGGAUAGCCAACAACACGGGGCUGCUGGUACAGAGAGGAAAGGACAGCAGCCUCACAGCAGCCAACCUCAGUGUCACCACAAACCAAGAUGUCAGAACGGACCAUGAGAUCGAAUUCCACAUCGUGCGCCCCCCGAAGCACGGCAGAGUGCUGGUCAACAACUCGGUGUCCCGCACAUUUUCCCAGCAUGACGUGAAGCAAGGACGUGUGAUUUAUAGGGGUGACGGCAGUGGCAACUUUGAUGUCUUCAACCUGACAGUGAAAGUUAAAGACACAUGUUUAGAAGUGGGUGUCUAUGUGCGCGUGUACUUGGAAAGCCACCAACGUCACACCCAAAUUCUACACAGCAAGACCCUUGUAGUUGAAGAAGGAAAACCAGUAAAACUGAGUAGAGGAAGGCUCCAGGGUGUGCAUGAAGAUAAUAUUCCUUCAGAGGUAAUGUUCAUUGUCAGAACUCCGCCAAUGCAUGGAUACCUCCAAAAGUCUUUACCAGAAGAAAGCAGCUUGGGUGCGGAUGAAAAGUCCCCUUUGACAUUUACACAACAAGAUAUUGAUGAUGGUAAUAUCCAUUAUGUGCAGACUGCACCUGACCAACAAGAGGACCGUUUUUUACUGGAUGUGAUGAAUGGUUUCCAAGCUGUGAGUGGAGUUGAAAUCUUGGUGGAUAUCAUCCCUAAGUGGAUUCCUCUGGAGGUACAGAAUUUCACAGUCCAAGAAGGUGGUUCCAAAGCACUUCUGGAAGACUACCUCAAAAUUCCAAGCAAAUAUUUUAAGGGACUUGACUGUGAAUUUGUUCUCCUCAAACCACCAAAACAUGGUUAUGUUGAAAAUUCUCAUUUUCCAAGAGUAAAGCUAAUGAAAUUUACCAGGAAACAGGUGGAAGAUGAAUUGAUUUACUACGUUCAUGAUGAUAGUGAGGAGCUUCUUGACAAUUUCAGCAUCUUUGCAAAUAGCUCAGAGCUUGGAAAACAAAGUUUGCCCCAAACUCUUUUUGUGACUGUUGAAUCAGUAAAUGAUGAGGCUCCAGUAAUAACAGCCAAUAAAAUCCUUCAGGUGUGGGUGAAUUCUGUCACUGACAUUACCAGUGGUGACCUCUGUGCAGAGGAUGGGGACUCCUCCCCGCAGGACCUCACCUACUGGGUCACUCCACCGAGCAACGGGCAUUUGGCUCUCAAGUCCUUUCCUGGACGAAGUAUCCAGAACUUCACCCAGGUUCAAAUCAACGAGGGCCAGCUAGUGUUUGUCCACACUGGAGCCAAGUCAGGAGGCUUUAAUUUUCAGGUCACUGAUGGUUUGAACUUGGCACCGCGACAAAUUUUUAGCAUCACAGCUCAAGCUCUGAUCAUUAGCUUAGAAGUAAACAGAGGACUGAGCAUCUUUCCAGGUUCCAUGAAGCCCCUUUCAUCUUAUGACCUGAGAGCUGUGACCAAUGACAUGAAUAGUGCAGGAAACAGAACUAUAACUUUUACGAUUGUAAGUUCCCCUAGACUCGGAAGGCUGGUGCGCAUGAAUUCUGACAACAGCACAGAGGAUGUUUCCGUGUUUACUCAGAAUCUGGUCAGUGAACGGCUGAUAUUAUACCAGCAUGUGGACCGUGAGAACACUGGCUGGACUGCAGAAGACUCGUUCACAUUCACGGCAUCCUCCCCGCCAGCAGCUCUAGGCCCUGCAGAGUUUCGUAUUACUAUUUCAUAUGAAAUUAAUGAACCUGGUUGGCAGAGUCGUCUGCUUGCAAAUACAGGAGCUGCUGUCAAGGAGGGAGACAAAGUUCUCAUUGACCAAUCUAAGUUAGAUGCUUCCAACCUCUUAUUGAAGUUGCCUGAAUCUCAGCGCUCUUCCUAUGAAAUUUGGUUCCAAGUUACAUCUCUUCCUCAUCAUGGAACCAUUAUGGUUGGAGACAGAAAUAUUACCAAAAGAAAACCCAAUUUCUCCCAGUAUAUAAUUAAUAAAUUUGGAAUCACAUACCUUCACGAUGACUCUGAAUCACUGGCUGAUAACUUUACCUUUGCCGUUUGGCCAAACCAAAAGAGCAAGCCCGCCACCAAGCCAGAGGCUGACUUUCUUGAAGAGAUGUUUAACAUCACCGUCUCUCCUGUUAAUGAUCAGGCACCAGAAUUAAAGACAAAAGAGCUUCGGUUGAAAGUUCUACAGGGCAAUAGGUUGGUUCUGGGACCUGAAAACCUGAAAGUGGAAGAUCUAGACAGUCCUCCAGAGGAGAUAAGAUAUAUGAUCAUCCGUAAUCCUAAUAAUGGCUUUUUGUCAAUGGCUCACCAUCCAGACACACCUGUUCACCAUUUCACACAAGCCGACGUUGAUAACUCUCAGGUGUGGUUCAUACAAGAUGGAAGCCCUUCCUCUGGAGUGUUUUACUUUAGUGUGACUGAUGGCCAACACCGCCCACUCUACAAGCUCUUCCACCUGGAUGUCAUCCCCAUCUCCAUCACCCUUGUGAACCUCACUGACCUACUUCUUCCACAAGGCCAGACAACUGUCCGUAUCACCAAUGCUCACCUAUCAGCAAUGACCAAUGGGAGGAGCCCCCAAAUCACUUACAAGGUAACAUGGCCCCUCCAACACGGGUGUCUGCUCAUUGAAAAUCAGGUGGUCAUCAGCUUUGGACAGGAGGAUCUGGAUUCAGGAAGGCUCUCUUACCACAUGACAAACCUCACUGCCUCAGACGACCAGCUACAGUUCUCACUGUUUACAUCAGAAAGCAACCUGACAGGACAAACACUGAGCAUCAGAGUGCAGCCUUUACUGCGUAUUAUGUCAAACCUGACAAUUGCCAACAGAGUGGCUCAUACGCUGAGAAGAAAGGACCUUGAUGCUACUGAGCUUGCUAAUAGAACUAACAGUGACCCAAAAUUUGAAGUGACAGAACCCCCCGUCCAUGGAAGACUUGUCCGAAGAGUGAGCCGUGGCCCUAUGAUGGAAGAUGCAACUCUCUUCACUCAAAGGGACAUUGACCAAGGACUGCUGAUGCUUGAUCCACACGCCAAUCUAACGGGUACCAACGUGCUGAAUGACUCCUUCACUUUUUUGCUCAGGGCAGACCACGUACAGCCAGCGAUAGGCUAUCUCCCCUUUACCAUAGUGCCACCUAACCCCUUACUUUUGCAAACUUUUACUCCUGAUGUUUCUUUAUUAGUCACUGUAGAUAACCUUAUGACUUCAGAUCUCUCUCAGGAAAAGUCUUUGGUUUCCUCAAGACCCACAACACAGACAGAAACUCUGGGGAAGCAGACCCAGACCAGAUGGCAGGAAGCAGAUCCCUGGGGACGCCACAGUGGUAGAGAGCCUACUAUGGAUGGCAAGCCCUCUUCUACCAGGGUCAUUUGGCCAUCAGAUGCCAUGAAAGCCAGCCCUGGGGCACCCACCCAGCCCAGGGAGACCAGUUACUCUCUGGUGGUCAUCGUACCUGUGGCUGCCGUGGUCUGCCUGCUGAUAGUAACUGCAGUGGCCUUUUGUGUCUGGCUGCUGGGCCAGAAGGUAGAAAAGGCAAAACCUCUUAUCAAGCCCCAGACCAACCUGGAACCCACACCCCCGUGUCCAAGGCCGGAAAGGGGCAUAACUGUUCCCACCGUUACAGUGACGCCCCUUCUAAAAGGCUCCAGCAGUCCCCCAGUCAGUCUUUUCAGGGCCCCACAAUGUGAGCAAAUGGCCUCUCCAGUCACUGAGCCAGUGGAAAAAUGUGGUCCUUGGGAGACAUGGGUGAAUCUGGAUCCUGACAUGGUCAAGCUCUGCCGACAAACCAACCCAAUGCUGAAGCACAAACAGUAUUGGGUAUAAACUGAGGGCUCAUGUUUCUUAUUGACCACUUACUGUGUGCCAGAUACUGCGAUUGGCACUGGGAUACAAAGGCAAAGAAAAGCUGGUUGGAUCCACUGCGAAAAGCCUGGCCCUGCCACUUAUUCAGUGUUCAGUCAUGGCCCCAUGGUUAGAUGUUGGCGGGUGUUUAUUGUAACUUUUGUACAACAUUCAUCUUGUGGGCUCUCCACAGUGGGCUUCGUGUGCCCUCCUCUGGACCUGACUCUCUCAGUGUACGUAAGAUUUUGUCAAUAUUUAAACCCUUUACCAAGGUGCUACCAAACACACUGGCCCGACUGGCAACAGCAGUAUUAACUCAGGAGCUAGAAUUAGUGGAGGAAGUCUUUGAAUCCUUUUCACUGAGGAGUCACCGUCUCUGAGUGAGUCCACAGGAAGUGCAGGAGCUGUUUCAGCAAGUAGAAGAGGUAAUUUAGCAAGUCAGUGAGGUUGCUUCUAGUGUUUUUCUGUAAUGUCUUUUCCUCCUUGGAAUCUCUUGUUUUGACUUCCUAAUGCAAGAAAUGCCUUGGUGCUGCAGAUAGUGGGACAGCCUGGCCCUCUUUGAAGGUAUUCACUGAACGUAUUGUGUUUCAUCAAGAGGCUUUGUCUGUUCUGAUUUGUAAAAUCAAGCCUACAGUACAAAUGUUAUUUCAAGCCCUAAGGAAUUGAAAAGUUUGUUAAAUACUAUUAUGAUGCCUCAAUUUGGGUUAACUUUACAAUGAAUUGAAAUAAUGGCAUAUUCGUAUUUGACCUGUCCAUUUGAGCCUACCGUUGGCAGACUCAACCUUCAGUUUCUUUAACUGUAAAAUGAAGAUAUCAGUACUUGUGUUGUUAGGAAUGCUUUGGGUUGCAAAUCACAAGACAUCCCCUGUGAGUGGUUUAGGCUGGAGAUUGUCAAACUUUUUCAGUAGAGGGCCACAUGGUAAAUACUUUAAGCUUUGUGGGCCACAUAUGGUUGUUUAUUUUUACUUUUUAUUUGUUAACAUCCUUUUAAAAAAUGUAAAAACAGUUCUUAGUUCCUGGAUUUAACCCACAGGCCAUAGUUUGCCAACCAUUGUUUUAGCUAAGCAAUAAAAGUGUUGAAUUAUUCCCACUAACAAGCAGCCUGAAGGUGGACAUUCCAAGGCUGGUUCAGCAGCUCAAAGAUGUCAUCAAGGACUGAAGCUCUUUUGUUCUUUCUGCUCUACCUUCCUCAAGCUGUUGGCGUUUUGUUCUUUUGUUUAGUUCCUUGUGAUUGUGAGAUGGCUGCUGAGGCUCCAAGCAAUACAGUGACAUUCAAAGGAAGAAAUCCUAGUGGGGGAAAGAGAGCUAUGACAAAAAGACUUUUUCUUGGAAAAGAUCUUACAUUUUUAUUACUAUUUUUUAAUCUUGUAAGGGGAGUCCUUUCCCAAACAUUUCUCCCCCCUUUUUAUGUCUCAUUGUCUGGAACUGAGCAACAUGAUUCCCAUCCCUUGACCAACCAUUGGCAGAGGGAAAUGGAAUUCUCAUGACUGAUGAUCUCUCCUGGGGCUGGGAGAGGAUUCUGCCAUGUCACAGAUCAGUAGAUCAGCCCAUCAUGUAAUUAGAGAAGGCUGUGGGGCUGGCACUUAGAUAAGCAAUGAGUAGGAUCUACUAAAAUACCUUUCAAGUAUUGAAAUACUUGGGAAAGAAAGGUUUUGACCUUUCAAAUUGGUGUCUACUUUAAUAUCUCUUUUUCAUAUUUUAAUGAUUUGCUUAAAGCCAGCAGCCUGUGUUUCUAGGGUGGGGGGAGGAAUUGCCCCCAGGGAGCAUUUGGCAAUGUCUGGAGACAUUUUUUGGUUUUCACAACGGUGCUGCUGGCAUCUGGUGAGUACAGGCUAAGGAUGCUGCCAAAUGUCCAACAAUGCACAGGACAGCCCCCACAACAAAGAAUUAUCUGACCUAAAAUGUCAAUAAUUCAAAGGUUGAGAAACUCUGGUUAAAGCCAUAAUGAAGAGGUUUCUUGUAUACGCAGUGAAGAAUUAAUAAACCCAUUACCAAGUCUAGGCAAUACCUAUAUUCUAAAAACAGAGUGGAAGGGUGAAAAUUCUAUAGUAUGUUUAAAACUCUGAUUGGAUAUUGGUAAACAUGAACAUUUUUUUAAGAGGAUGUAUUAAAAACCAAACAAAACUUGAGGGCAGACUCAUAUCUUCAUAUUCCUUGUCUAAGAUUUUUGUCUUCUAUUAACAGGUGGAACACAUCAGGAGGAAAAAAAAAUGAGAUAGGGUGUUUACAAAGGUAAAGAUGAGGUCAAAGUGUCCCCAAAAGUCUGAUGCCUCUGAUAUGUUCCAUAUGGAAAAGACUUUUUCUCACCCUCUCCCUUUUCUGCUCCUCGGGGUUGAUUUUCUCUCCCAACCCAAUUUUAACUGCUCUUCGUGAAAACAGAUUUCACAAUCUACAGAAUAAAUGGAAGCGUAGCACAUUUGGGCCUAGAGACAAGUACACAUGUCUUAGAUUCCUGGGUCUAAUACCACGGAUAACUGUUGCUGAAGAAAACUUCUCUACUCUUCUUCCAAAAGUGAUUCUCUCCUGUGUUUCUGGAUUCGUGAAUCAUAUAUAGCCCCUUUCUGGUGUUUUUGUAUUUGAUCCCUUUAGAAAGGAAGAAGAACUAGAAUUUGAACCUAAGGUUGACUUGAUCACUAUGCAACUCAGAAUUGUUCUUAGGCCUGUUCUAAGCAGCCAGGCACUCAGAAGGAACAGAAUGACAGUAUAAGCUUGAGCCUGCACACAGAAGGCAAAGGCUGAGGAGCAUCUUGGCAUCCAGUAUGUGGGUUUUGCUCUCCCUUGACUGGGCAAGGAAAAUGCCUGUUCUUUGUGGAAGAUCCAGACAUACUUGGCUCCAUGACCAUGUUGGCCUCUUCUUUGCUUCAGCCAUAAGAUUUCUGGAGCUAGGAUUAUAAGCCCGGCCAGACAAAAAAGUUUGCUUUCUCCUCCUCUUUUUCCUGUUAACUCUGCAACUUCAGACAAGUAAAAUUGGAGUCCAUAUUGGAAUGAGACACACACUGAUGCUUUAAAAUGAUAAUUCACACUGUGAGUGUGCCUGCUAGAGCAAGAACAUCAGUGUGAGGUCCAGAUGUCAAGACCCAGUGAUUAAUCAAGUAAUUAAUAUAGAGCUUGGAAGGUUUUCUUCCAGAGCAUCUGGAAUAUUCUACCAAUUUGCAGAUGGGUUCAAUUAAAAGGAAACAAUGCCUACCAUUUGGUGCUGGCUUAAAUAAAACAUAAAAUAAAG